Molecule: messenger RNA, 783 nt
Organism: Seriola dumerili (greater amberjack)
Lineage: Eukaryota; Metazoa; Chordata; Actinopteri; Carangiformes; Carangidae
Gene: tspan10
Product: tetraspanin 10
Exons: 3
Coding region: 1-783 (260 amino acids)
Cellular component (GO): membrane
Source: RefSeq, a predicted model, not a curated record
AUGGCUAAAGACUGUUGCCAAACAGUCCUAAAAUAUUUCCUGUUCCUAUGCAAUCUGGUGUUCACAGUUCUGGGCCUGGUGGUCCUUGGUCUGGGGAUGUGGGGCCUCAUCACCAAAGAGUCAUUUGCUCAGGAGAAGAUCAGCAGCAUCGGCACUGACCCCAUGCUGAUACUUGUGACUCUGGGCUUGCUCUUGACUAUGCUCUGCCUGUCAGGCUGCGUGGGCGCCGUAAGAGAGAACUGCUGCUUACUGAAGCUGUUCUCCGCCGCGGUGCUGAUGCUCAUCACGGCCCAGGUGCUGGCCGCCAUUAUGGCCUACAGUCUGCAAGACCAGAUUGGAGGCUACCUGCGCUCAGGGAUGUUAGCUGCCAUGGUGCAUUACCAGGAUGAUCUGGAUCUGAGGUUCAUUACGGACGAGAUUCAGUCAAAUCUGCAGUGCUGUGGGGCAGACAACUACCGUGACUGGGAGGUCAACAUAUAUUAUAACUGCUCAGCUCCAGGAGUGCUGGCCUGUGGUGUCCCUGCGACAUGCUGUGUGGACCCUUUGGAGAACGGCACGGUGUGGAACUCUCAGUGUGGUGUAGGAGCCCAGCAGCUCGACGAGUUUACCGCUCAGAGUGUGAUAUUCCUGGGUGGCUGUCUGGGGGGAAUCUCUCGCUGGAUUGAGCAGCACGAGGGCCUGAUAGGGACAGUUGGCAUCGUUGCAGUGGGGGUCCAGAUUCUGACUCUGUUUAUCACUACACGACUGCUGGAAAGCAUCCAGUGGCAUAAAGUUUAUAUAUGA